Molecule: messenger RNA, 532 nt
Organism: Macrosteles quadrilineatus (aster leafhopper)
Lineage: Eukaryota; Metazoa; Arthropoda; Insecta; Hemiptera; Cicadellidae
Exons: 5
Coding region: 13-456 (147 amino acids)
Source: RefSeq, a predicted model, not a curated record
UUAACACUCACAAUGAAGUUUGCAGCUGUAGUAACUAUUCUAGUGGUCAUCGCCUCCGCAUCACACCAACAGCCAACGAAACCUCCUACUAAUACUAAGCCAACGAAACCUCCUACUAAUACUGAGCCAACGAAACCUCCUACUAAUACUGAGCCAACGAAACCUCCUACUAACACUAACACUGCUGUGGCUGCCUCCGCAUCUCACCAACAGCCAACGAAACCUCCUACUAAUACUAAGCCAACGAAACCUCCUACUAAUACUAACACUGCUGCGGCUGCCUCCGCAUCUCACCAACAGCCAACGAAACCUCCUACUAAUACUAAGGCAACGAAACCUCCUACUAAUACUAAGCCAACGAAACCUCAUACUAACACUAACACUGCUGCGGCUGCCUCCGCAUCUCACCAACAGCCAACGAAACCUCCUACUAAGACUAACACCUUACCUGAGUGAUUUAGCACAAUAUUUUAAAUCAUAUUGUACUAUGUAUGCAAUAUGAUUGAUGUUAAAUAAACUUUUUCUCGUAGAA